CCUAAAUCUAAAAUAUCGAGGUGUUACAGUGGUUGCUCUUGCAUCACUGGCAUUGCGGCACCGGAUCCUGUACCGCUCCACCAGAGAUCAUUCCAGUUUUGUAUAACUGCAUGACCAACUUCGAGACAACCUGCACCAAUUCAGAUGACCGGGUGUCUAUGGCAUGCACACCCCGGCCUGGUGCUCUUCUUGACCUCCUCGCAAUCCUCUAAUCAUAACCCUGCUCUGCCAUCUCUUUGAAGAGCUGAUUUAACUGCGAUGGCGUCUUGUUCUAUUCCCACCACACACCGAGUCAAUCAGGUGCUUGUCUUCUGGAAAGAGGGUGUGGUACACCUUGAAACCGUCAUUAAAACCAUGGUUGGGUCACUUCAGGAAGAGGCUGGUAUACCUCUCCCAAGCGUCCCGAAUGGUUUUAUCCUCCUCCUGGGCAAAUUGUGUAAUCUCCUUUUGCAGGUCAGCUAUCUUGGACGGGGGGUGAUAAUGGGUCAAGAACUUGUUGUCCAAGUCAGUGAAGGUCGUGAUGGACCCCAGAGGUCGGUUGUCCAACCACACCUUGGCUUGUCCCUCCAGAGUGAAAGGGAAAUAUCGCAGUUGAAUGGUGUCCUAUGGGACCCCUUUGAUCUUGAUUCCAUCGAUCAACUCAUGGAAUCGCCGCAUGUAAGCUCUGGGAAACUCGCUCGAUUUCCCAUGGAAGACCAUCGAGCCGCGCAGCGCGGUGAUGAUAGAGGUGCUCAUCUUGGAGUUCUUAGCUGAAACUUGAGGGUGCUAGAUGGGUGACCUCAUGUUUGUGGCUCUAGCAGUCCAGUAGUAUACCAUGGUAUGCUCAUCAGGAACAAUGUCCCCGCCAUUGUUGGGUUCUCCCAUGUCGUCUUCCUGGUUGAUGUUCAGCUGCUACAAAGCCUCCUCCGCAGCCAGUCGCACCUUCAAAGCUCGCUUGAACUUACGAGUCUUAGGACAAGUUCGUUCGAGCUCUUGAUCUAACGGAUAUAGCUCUCCCGAGUAGCUACAGGUCAUGCACUACUUGCACACAGCUGCAAGCAAAACCCGUGAAGGCACACAUGGGGAAGAAAGAAAAUUCUAUUAAAUAAAUGUUAAAGUAACAGAUAUUCACGUUUCUCCAAUAACCUAGAGGUCCCUAGCAACGGCGCCAAAAACUUAACACGCUACGACACAACACCAAAUUACGACCAAGUAUAAUCACAGAGUGGAAAUGCAUAAUAGUGGCUCAGGUUAAUGAUGACUCGAUAUUUGCACAUGUUUUCCCCUUUGUUUCUUGAUCGUUUAAGCUUUAAUUAUUGCUUCUUUGGCCUAUUUUACACUAUUUUGUGUUCCUUUGUCAUAUUUUAGGUCCUAGCGCAUAAAGUGAAGCAUAGGCGCAAGUUUUAAGUCAAUCGGAGAUCAAUUGGCGAUUCGGGGGACGAAACUCGAGCAUGACCUGAAGAAGAAUGGAUUUAUAACUCAAUUUGUGACCAUAGGAUCAUGUAAUCUUGUCAUGAUAAGAAAUAGGACGAGACUAUGAGCGUCUGGGAUCAAACGGCACCUGAUUUUGAGUCCGAACAAGGGAGAAACGAAGAAUCAAAGAUAGGGGACCUGGAACUGCAAAAUACCCGACCGGGUAUUUUGACCAUCUGAUAGGGUAUUUUUGGCAGCAUCAGAAGGCCCCCCGGUCGUGAACCAAAAAUACCAACCGGGUACCCAAAAUACCCGAUGGGUUAUUUUCCCUUUUGCCGUGAAAAGUGACCUAGAGCAUUUUGUUGAUACCCGACCGAGUUUCGCGAACGCAUGCUGUUAAAAGCCUGUUUUGUGCGUUUUUGGAGGGGGGGAGCUAGGCUUUGGAUUCCAAACACCCAAGGGACGAACCAAAGAGAGAGAGGGAGAUUUGAGGGCAAUCUUGGAGUGGAAUUGGAUGAUUUCUUCGCCUUGGAAGCUCGAGGAACAAGCCCGGACUUGAAGACUGAUCAUCUGAAGGUUCUUACUGCAGUUUCUCUCUUCUCUAUGGAGUAACUUCCCUUCACUUAGGUUUGAGGAACCCUAACCAUGUUUUUUUGAUUGGAUGAUUGUAUGAGUACUCUUGCUUGAUAUCUUGAGUUCAUAUUCAAUCUAUGCAUGUUUUCAUGAUUCAAUUCUACUUUAGUCGAGAUUAUUGAUUCUACUUUGAUCCUAUGAGAGCGAAUACCUUGUUAGGUCAAUAGAGCACCAUAGAUUGAUAGUAUUAGAUUGAUUUCUUUAGUCGAGGGUUGAUUCAAUUCUUUGUAUCGAUUGAGAACCUCAUUCGAUAGAGGGAGUCUAGUUCAGAACGCCUUGAUCGGUUGUUCUAGAGAAGGAUACGUCCCUCUAGGCAAGUGACUCAAGAGGGACUUGUUUCUUUAGUCGAGACUCAAGGUCUAGUUAAGGAUUCUCCACAUUGUGAAUGAAAGUGAAACAGGUUAGAUAUCAUCAAUCAUUAAUCUGGCUAGUGGCUAGGGGGAAUCAUACCUAAGUGAGUUCCCAACCUGUAAUUAGAUUAACUUUAGUUUUAGUUUGCUAGAGUAGUUUUAGUUGUUCUAUCUUAAUCUGGUUUGCUAUAUAAUGAACUUAACCUGAGUAA
This is a messenger RNA of Linum trigynum, 2587 nucleotides long. The record is from the annotation of a GenBank genome assembly. NCBI's taxonomy places the organism in Eukaryota, Viridiplantae, Streptophyta, Magnoliopsida, Malpighiales, Linaceae.